This is a messenger RNA of Octopus sinensis (East Asian common octopus), 3561 nucleotides long. Its product is annotated as homeobox protein PKNOX1. Gene Ontology annotation, molecular function: DNA-binding transcription factor activity, RNA polymerase II-specific; RNA polymerase II cis-regulatory region sequence-specific DNA binding. The record is from RefSeq and is a predicted model, not a curated record. The transcript has 2 exons. Gene Ontology annotation, biological process: regulation of transcription by RNA polymerase II. Bases 379 to 1479 code for a protein of 366 amino acids. NCBI's taxonomy places the organism in Eukaryota, Metazoa, Mollusca, Cephalopoda, Octopoda, Octopodidae.
ACACAUAUAUCUAUAUAUGUGUGUGGUGUGUUUGUGUGUAUCUAUAUGUCUAUACACUCACACACAGAGAGGGAGAGAGAGGAAGACGAGAAACCCAAACUACUAAACAACAAGGCAGGCCCAGUGAUCUCAUGCUUAUUUGAACUCGGAACAGUCAGCCAAGCUGGUUUGGCAGUUUAAUGCUCGCUCACCGUGGCGUUGUUUCAUUCUUCUGUCAAUCUCCUCUCACUCAUUCUCCUCUCACUCACUCACUCGCUCACUCACUCAUUCUCCCCCCCCGCUAUAUCAGUUUGACUCUCUCUUUCUCCUUCCCCCUCCCUCUUCCCAUGAAUUCGACAUCGUUCUUUUGACAACUGUUCCUCUUGCCACAAUAACAAAAUGGAUAAAGACGAGCAAAGCGCUAUUUUAGCUUUGCUAUCACUUCAAUACCAAAUUCCUUGUCAAGUAACCAAGAUCAAAGCAGAGCCCAGUGUAGAUCCAUUAACAACAUAUUCCACAUAUAACAGCCAUCAUCAUCACCACCACCAUCAUCACCAACAUCACCACCACCACCAUUUGAACUUACCACUGAAGUCUGUUGCUAUAAAAGAGGAGACCUUGCUACUGCCAGAUCAGAUCUGUAGCACUCCAAUAGACCCUCCAUUUUCUCGGCAGGUCAAGCCCUUUGCCAAGCUCUCACCGCUUCAACCUGUUGUUGAAAAUCCCACGAAUUCUGUCAUUGCCUCCCGUGUAGUGCCUUCUGCAAAAUCUACAGCAGCAGUAGCAGCAACACCCCGAGAAAAAAAUGUGAUUGCCUCUGAGGACAGGUGCAAACGACGGCGUCGAGGAAACCUGCCAAAAGAGGCAGUUCGUGUAAUGACUGAUUGGCUCAAGUCGAACCGCUACAAUGCGUAUCCCAGUGAGGAUGAUAAACUGAAGAUGGCGACUAGUCUGAACAUAAAGCACAAACAGGUGUCAAACUGGUUCAUCAACGCACGUCGUCGAAAGCUAACUCAGAUCCUGCACAAGGAAGGGAAAGAUUCAAAAGACUACCGGAUAACCCGCAAGAAGAAAAACACAAGCCUUGACGAAGGUCGGGCAACAAGUUCAGAAACAGAAGUGUCAACAACAAACUUGAGUACUAGCAGUUACCCUUCUCCUUCCUCUUCGACAUCAUCAGCAUCUGACGGGUCACUGGGUACAGGUGCAGUAGUGUCGGCCAAACAGCGCCGUAGAAGUGGUGGGGCACGAAACAACAGCAGCAGUUGCAAUGCCCGUCAUCGUCGGCAAAGUCGACUCUCUGCCAUGCCACCAACGCCAUGUUCUCUCACAUCGUUCGAAGGCAACACGUCGAGUGAUGAUGAUGAUGACGACGAUGAGGAGGAGGAGGAGGGGGAAGAAGUGGAAAGGAGAGGUGGGGAGCAGGGCAGAGAUUUUGUAACUUUCCAACAGAGAAACUUGGAGGCCGAAGUACGGACUCUGAACUUUGAGAAUCUUUGAAGAAAAGAUCUUAACACUAACAUAAACACGUUGGGGGUGAGUGGGUCUAUUGAACCAUUUACCACACCACAACAACAAUGACAUUAACAAAAAAGCCUUAACAUUGGUGGGUGUAAUGUAUUGCAGGGGUGGGAGCAGGAUCAGAUCUAUGAGUAUUAGUUCGAUGGAACUGGAUUUGGUGUAAAACUCUGGGUGAGAAAAAGCAUUCUUCUAACUACACCUCUCUUGUCCAACUCCAUUCUGUAAUAUGUGUGAGUGAUUUUUCACUUUUUUUUUUUUUUUUUGGUCUAGUUGUAGAGAACUGUGAACUGAAAUGAAUAUUUAAAAAUAUUUAAAAAAAAAAAAAAUAAGAAAAGAAAAAUGAAUUACCCCACUCAUUCCCGUUUCCCUUCCCCUCUUUUAUAUGCAUACAUAUAUAUUUUGUAAAAAAAAAUGAAAUGGUUGUAUAACAAAAUAGAAGGAAUCCCCACCCAUCCCCUCAAAAAACUUAUCAGUCUUCAUCCUUCAUCCCCUCUCCUCAGUCCUAAUGGAAAGGACCCCAAGGUGGUAUUAUGAUUAUUAUUAUUACCACCACCCAAAAAAUUAUACACCCUUCAUAUAAACUCUUACCUACAGACAUUUCUUAGACUCUCUCCAACAUUCAAUUUAUUUUUUUUUUUUUAAUUUUGUAAAUUUUUAAAAAAAUGUAUACACAUCUCUAAAAAAAUUAUUUAAAAAAAAAAACAAAUUUUGGGUGAAGAAAAGCUAUUGAGUCAGAAGCAAAGUUUUGUAGUGAGGUGAAAGGUCACCUUAUUUUUUACACACUCCUCUCCUCAACAUGUCAUUUUAGUCAUCUUGGCCCAAUCAUUCUACCACCUGCUAGUCUACCUCUCACAUCAUUUAUCACUGCAGGCUGAAUACUAUUCAUUCUGAUACUCUAAAAGACAAAAAAAAAAAAAUUCUUAUAAAACAGAUUUAUUUAUAAAAACUUUAUAACAGCAGCAAGGCAGUGAGCUGGCAGAACCAUUUGUGUAUGAGAGAAAAAUGCUCAACAGCUCUUCUUUAUAUUCUGAGUUCAAAUUCUGUCAUGAUCAACUUCCCCCUUUCAUCCUUUCAGAGUCAAUAAAUUGAGUACUAACGUCAGUGUAAUCGACUUUCCCCCCUCCCCUCAAAAUUACUGGCAUUGCAGCAAAAUUAGAAUGGGUUAGUAGUACUACUAAAGAGUGAAAAGGCUGCAGAAUUGUUAGUGUUGGGGGCAAAAAAGAUGCUUUGCAAUAUUUAUUCCAGCUCUGCAUUCUGAGUUCAAAUCCUGCUGAAGUCGGCUUUCCUUUUUACUCCUCCAGGGUUGAUGCAUUGACUAACCCCUCUUCCCCAGACUUCAGGUGUUGUGCCUAUGCUAUGCUACAAACAAAAGGGCUGUGGGCUUUCAGAUUUGUAAUGAUAUCAGAAAAAAAAAAUGCUUAGCAUCAUUCAUUCUGGCUCUUUGCAUUCUGAGUUCAAGUCUUGCUGGGGCUGAUCUUGCCAUUCAUCCUUUCAGGGUUGAUGAAAUCAGCUAGCCCCCUCCCCCAAAAUUUCAGGCUUUGUACCUAUGGUAGAAAGUAUUAUUACUAGAACGUUUAGUAGUUAUGUCCAUUUACAUUGACUGUGAGCUUCAUUUUGCUGUUCAUUCAUCAGACUUUCAUAAAAUGUGCUGCCAAAGUAUUGUAGGUUGAUCUAAUUCACUUUACCCAACCACUCACUCUGGGCCCGCUGCCAAAUAUGUGACCUAGUGCCUAUAUUAAAGAUCAUUUUAUCAUAAUCAACAUAUUAGUGUUAUGUCUGCAUGUUUUCAUUAUUUUGACCUUUUAAAAAGCACAGACCUCAAGAAAGAAACAAGGGCCUUUCUUUUACUCAGACUUAUAUUUUAAUCUCACCUGAAACUGAUGAAAUUCAUUUUAAGCAAAAAUAAAAAAAACAUUUCAAUUUUUUUUUUCCACCCCAUCAUACCCCAGAUUUUAUCUUUCACUUCUCCAAGAAAUAUUUACUAUUCAGAAUUUCCUAAACAACAUUAAUUUUAAGAAUAAUAAUUUUUAAUAUUAAUAAAAAUAGACUUCUUUCUAUUUA